GUGCAGUUAGUUCUAUCUACAUACAUAUAUCUUUUCAACCAGCAUCCAAGUCGAAAUCGAAAUUCAAUGAAGUUGUUCGUUUUACUUUUUGCUAUCGUGGCAGUAGCGUACGCUCGCCCACAAGGAUAUGGCGGUGCCGCCGAUGCUAAUGCUGGAGCUACUGCCAAUGCCGAAGGCGGUCAAUAUGGUCAACCUGGUCGUGGUCCCGGAGGACCUGGCUUUAUAGGAGGCGGAUACGGAGGAGAUGGCGGACACGGAGGUCAUGGCGGACGUGGCGGUCAUGGCGGACACGGCGGUCAUGGCGGUCACGGCGGCUCGGGCUUCCCCGGCAGGCCAGGUGGCAAUGGGGGCGCCGGUAUCCACAAUGGCGGAGGCUUCCCUCCAGGUCCAGGUAUCUACAAUGGCGGAGGAGGGAUUCCUGCAGGUCCAGAUGGCUACAAUGGUGGUGGCGCUAGCUCUAAUGCCGUCGCCAAUGCAAAUGCGAGUGCUGGUGGUGGUGGUGGUGUUGGUGGUGCUUCAGCAAACGCUAGUUCUAGUGCGAAUGCCAAAGCCGGUGGUGGCAAUGCGAGUGCCUCUUCCAGUGCUAAUGCUAGCGCCGGCCAAUUACCUUAUGGUAGAAAAUAAUUUGCUAAAAUUUUAGUGCAACACACAUCACUCAUGUCGAACUGCCCACAAAUAUCUAACCUAAUGUGAUUUAUGUAUAAAUUUUAAGGUAAACAAAUGUUGAAGUAAAAAAAUAAAU
Molecule: messenger RNA, 742 nt
Organism: Rhagoletis zephyria (snowberry fruit fly)
Lineage: Eukaryota; Metazoa; Arthropoda; Insecta; Diptera; Tephritidae
Product: acanthoscurrin-2-like
Source: RefSeq, a predicted model, not a curated record